This is a messenger RNA of Mangifera indica (mango), 1160 nucleotides long. Its product is annotated as cyclin-dependent kinase inhibitor 7-like. Gene Ontology annotation, cellular component: nucleus. The record is from RefSeq and is a predicted model, not a curated record. Bases 96 to 785 code for a protein of 229 amino acids. Gene Ontology annotation, biological process: negative regulation of cyclin-dependent protein serine/threonine kinase activity. NCBI's taxonomy places the organism in Eukaryota, Viridiplantae, Streptophyta, Magnoliopsida, Sapindales, Anacardiaceae. The transcript has 4 exons. Gene Ontology annotation, molecular function: cyclin-dependent protein serine/threonine kinase inhibitor activity.
UACGCUCUCUCUAAAACGACCAAACCAGAACAAAUAAGGAUUAAAAAAACCAUCAAAACAAGAAGGAUUCUACCUAUAUAUUGAAAACAACAACGAUGGUGAGAAAAUGUGCACUAGAAGUUGCUAAAAUUGCACUGUUGGAGGUGGCUCAAGCCGGCGUAAUUACAGCACCUGCAGCUGAAGCCAUGGCGUCUGCUGCUUCCAUGUUAGCUAGAAAGAGAAAACUAAGCAACGAAGACUUAACACUUUCGGCGUCGUGUAUUGACCUCACAAACCGCAAAUUCACGAUAAGGAGCGGUGGUUCCAAAGCGGCGUCGACGGAGAGCCAGUGUUCGAGUCCUAAUUUAGAUCAUGAUCACAUUUCAACUUCGUGUUGCUCAAGUAACGGAUCCAGUGAAGAAGUAAAUGACAUAACAGAAUUUUCAGAUCUGGAGGAUCAGAGCAUUGAAGUUGAAACAUCCAUGUAUUAUAGCUGCAGAGAAAGGAGAGAAACUACACCGUCUAGUGAGGUUGAAGCUGCAGUAUCAGAAGAGCUGGAUUCAACGGCGAAAACUACUUCAGAGGCAAAUUCUCACAGCAGGUCAACAGUGGAGAAGAUGCCGACGGAAUCUGAGAUUGAUGAAUUCUUCGCCGAAGCGGAGAAAAAACUCCUAAAGCAGUAUUCUGUAAAGUAUAACUUCGACUUUGUGAAAGAGAAGCCAAUGGAGGGACGCUAUGAGUGGGUAAGGUUAAAGCCUUUAAGAGAAAAAACAACGGAAGCCUUUAAGAAAGAUAUCAAUGGCUAGCUCCAUAUCUCUCUCCAGAAGAGGAUUCAGAUACAUAUUGCACUGCGAAUUUAUUGUUUGGAUAAUCUUAAGGUGCUUUUGUUUGUUUUUAAUGUACAGCAGGCUAGGUGUGUGUCGCAGUAAAAAGAAGCUAUCUCUGUUUGUUCUUUAUACAGGAUAUACGGAGAAGCUUUUGCAAAGCCUCUUCGAGGAAGAACAAGAAGUUGAAUUGCUAGUUAUUUGUCUGCUAAGUCUGAUAUACACUGCUGCAACUAUUUGUACCUUCUUUUUCUUCCGCUAAGUCUGAUAGAUUCACUACAAUUUACGAGCUGCCUAAACUCCUUUUAUCUUUUUCUAAAAUAAUUAAGCAUUUUGAUAUUUUGAAUUUUGAUCCAA